Venturia canescens is the source of this 1466-nucleotide messenger RNA. It is a transcript of the gene Snap29, whose product is annotated as Synaptosomal-associated protein 29kDa. Gene Ontology annotation, biological process: synaptic vesicle priming; exocytosis; synaptic vesicle fusion to presynaptic active zone membrane. Bases 292 to 1098 code for a protein of 268 amino acids. Gene Ontology annotation, cellular component: plasma membrane; SNARE complex. Gene Ontology annotation, molecular function: SNAP receptor activity; syntaxin binding. Lineage: Eukaryota; Metazoa; Arthropoda; Insecta; Hymenoptera; Ichneumonidae. The transcript is spliced from 2 exons. The record is from RefSeq and is a predicted model, not a curated record.
AAAAUCGACACUUGUCGGAAAUUAGUAAAUUGGAAAAAUAAAAAAUGAAGGUGGAGAUUGUCUGAAAAAACACUACUAGGACUCAAAGAACUUAACUAACUGCCUAACGUCAGGUUCCAAAUGUUCAGCACAGAUGAGAUGUAGCAUUGACAACAUACAACAGAGUUACAGCAGAGGCUACGCGGGUUACGCGUCACUCGUACAGUAAACUCGUCAGUUGUCACUUAUUCCAUCAUAUGGGAAUAGAAAGUACAAAAAAUACUCAGUGACAAUUAGAGAAUUGAGUAAUAAAUGGCGGGUCAUAAUUAUAUCAGUGACCCGAAAAAUCCAUUUUUCUCGUUGGAAGACGACGUGGAUGACGAGACUUUUCUCGGUAGUGCUCCACCGAGGACAUCCGCCCCCUCGUCGUAUUAUUCCAGCAAUCAUUACAGCAAUUAUGACGAUGAGAUCGAACGUCAACACCAGCAAAUAAUUGAACGCAGAAAAGCUAUUGAGGAAAGAACUAUUCAAUCAUCCGAAAGAUCCAUAUCGCUUCUGAGAGAUUCUGAACAAAUUGGUGCAGCAACAGCUGAGGAACUUAUAAGACAGCGAGAACAAUUGGAAAGGACUGAGAAACGUUUGGACGACAUAAACAGCACAUUGCGUUUCAGCCAAAAACAUAUACAAGGUAUAAAAAGUGUAUUUGGUAGCUUGAAAAAUUAUCUAAGUGGCAAAUCGAUUGAUGUGCCAAGUUCGUCAUCGAGCAUUGCCAACAAAAUACCACAAUCUGAAAGUGCCGAAUCGAUCAGCGGUCUUUCAAGUACGAUAGAACAAACGAGGAACAAUUUAGCAUUGAAUCAUCCGUCUCUGGAGCGUAGAGGUUUGUUGGGUGAGGAAGAUGAGCAGACAUCGACAAAACCCGACGUUGGCGCAGCCUUAGAACGAAAUUUGGACGAAAUGAGUGGAUCACUCGCUCGUCUCAAGGGUUUGGCUAUCGGCUUGUCCGAGGAAAUUGAUUCUCAACACGAUCUCAUUGAGAAUGUGAUGGAUAAGACGGAAAGAGCUGAUAUUAUGCUACAGAGGCAAAACAAAGACAUUUCUCACCUUCUCAAAAAAUAAAUUUAUCGCUGCAAAAGCACGAGGUAAAGUCUUUUAAAAAAAGUGUAUAAACAACGUUAUUCUCGUCGUGACGAGGGAGUCGAAAAAUGAGCGACCAUUUCAUCGGAGCCUCGAUCAACUUGGCAAUCGAAGCCGAUACCGAUAACGAAUUUAUAUAUCGUGAAAAUAUUACAUAAAAUAACAAUCUCGAUAGAUCCACUUAUUAUUGAAGCAAAAAAACCGUGCUGAUAUCUUCUUAAUGACGAUUUUACAAAGAUUUAUUAUUUUGUCCGUUUACUCGUUGAAUGCAAUGGAUAUUAUGAUCAGUGCAACGUGAUGCGAUCACGCCGUCUGUAAAAAAACUUUAAAAAUAAAUUAUUUAAGCUCGA